Messenger RNA from Rhagoletis pomonella (apple maggot), 524 nucleotides. RefSeq lists its product as uncharacterized. The record is from RefSeq and is a predicted model, not a curated record. The coding region runs from base 70 to 378 and encodes 102 amino acids. NCBI's taxonomy places the organism in Eukaryota, Metazoa, Arthropoda, Insecta, Diptera, Tephritidae. The transcript is spliced from 2 exons.
AUAUCCGCACGUGCUUUUGGCAAUCAAAAAUAAAUAAACAAAAAGGUGAACUAUUUUGUAAACAUCAGAAUGGUCCAAGGAAAAUUUAAAAAGGCGAAAUUGCCAGCCAGUGUGCAACAAAAGCAAAAACAGAAAAAUGCCAAAGCAUUUACAAGAAGAUCUAAUGCUCCCAUUCAGGCAAAGAAAACGAAAUUCAAUGAACAACAAAAGAUUAAAAACGCCAUCUCAAAGACUGUCAACAAAUCUGUAGAAAAUGAGUUGCGUUCGCGUGCCUUUGAAGGCCAAAUAAAACUCAGCAAGGCACAGGAAGCGGUGACGAAACAUCAUCAAGCAAAGGCGCAAGCUGCUGCUGAGGAAGCGCCAUCCACGUCAGCGUAGCAAUUUAAAGCUUAAUGUUUAUAGAGAAUAUAAUUCUUGAGGUGUUUUGUGGAUAUAUCUAUACAUACUUACAUAUCGUCACCUGAAAUGCAAAAUUCAACUAUAAAGAAAUGUUUUAAUAUACAUAUAUGUAUCUUGAAACUAUU